Messenger RNA from Ictalurus punctatus (channel catfish), 5531 nucleotides. Its product is annotated as putative potassium channel regulatory protein. Gene Ontology annotation, cellular component: endoplasmic reticulum. NCBI's taxonomy places the organism in Eukaryota, Metazoa, Chordata, Actinopteri, Siluriformes, Ictaluridae. Bases 3875 to 4681 code for a protein of 268 amino acids. The transcript is spliced from 3 exons. The record is from RefSeq and is a predicted model, not a curated record. Gene Ontology annotation, biological process: protein homooligomerization; negative regulation of delayed rectifier potassium channel activity. Gene Ontology annotation, molecular function: protein binding.
GUGGGGAACUGCUGAGAGAAAAAACCGUUAACGUUUAAGAGUUAUUUUUGCAUUUAACGAACUGCUCUAGAGGUCAGGACCUUCUUUGUGUCAUAUCUGAGUGUUUGAAGUGAUUUAAAGCAACAGUUUAACCGAACUCCACUCGAUAAUAUAUUUUUUUUGAAAUCUGCACGGCAACAGUCGCCAUGAUGACGCUUGCGAAGCGCCCUAGUAACUGGCGCGCGCCGUUUCUGUCCAAUAGACGCGCGCUGCGCUUCACCCCGCGCGGACACCGAGCCUCAAACUGCGGCCAGGGUUUUUUUUCUCCUCUUUUCCUUCUGUUUUUCUUGCGAGAUUUCCCGCUUAACCUGAAACAAUUUAAGCUACCGUUACAUGCAAAGGGCCUUUCGGGCUACCCGUAAACAGAUGGCGAGGUAAAUGGACCGGGACGAGGCUGAUCUUUGCGUCUUCAUACUGUAGCAGUCAGAGAUUUGGAAUAACUUCAGUCGGCUUUGUGUACCACUGGUUAGAUGAUGCAGGGGGUAAAACGCAGCUGAGAGAUGUUGUAAAUAAAGUCUCACUUUGAUGUCAGACGCGGCGGCUUCUUCAAACGAACCUAGUUAUUUCGAGAAAGUCCAGUUAGAGACACGCUGAUUUUUCGAAGAACCUUUUGUCUGUUGAAUUGCAGUCUAACUGCUGUCCUCUUUGAAGAUUACCGUCUAGAUUUCGCAUCAUCAGCCUCCCUGAGGGCUCUGCUGCCAUGUCAGCGUAAAAUCACCAAGAUUAUGUCCUAGCCUGCAGCUGCACUUCUCACCCCUUUGCUCAUGAAACAGUCCCAGAUCUUUCCAAGACUUACUUUCUAUCAGUUGUGUUUCUUGAUGUUUGUAAAACUCAUAACUAGGGAAACAUGACAGUAUGCAUUUUAGACUUACAGGGUUCUCGAGUCUUCUUACCUUAACGACACAAUAUUCAUAUUUUCCAUCUUUAAAAAAAAAAAGGUUUCUGAUAUAAGAUGCUUUCGCAGCUUUGGAUAUGAGCCUGUAAUUUGGAGGGAAACUACUAAAAGUGCACAGUGCUCACAAGUAACCAAAGAGGUCAGUCUUAUAAAUUGCAGGCGUGGACAUGGCACAACCAAAGACGAGGCACUGACUUGCAUUUUUUUUUCUCUUCAGUAUAAUGGCAUUUUAUUAAAAUUGCACCAUGAUCAUUUGAUUAACCCGAAUAGAGUCACAUCUAUGUGACCUGCACUAUGGUUAGCUGCUUGAAAACAACUGAAUCAAAACCCGCGCGCAAAAAAGGAAGAGUACUCCUUGCGCGCGCGCAUUUCUGUGUGUGUUUGUGUGUGUGUGUGUGUGUGUGUGUGUGUGAGCUGAGUCAUCAUCUCUGAAACGAGGACAUCUCAUUUUCCUCUUUGCAAACGUUAAUACAUUUUUUUUGUAACAAACAACAAAAAAAUCUCAUUACAUUAAAAGCUUUGCACUGGACCAGGAAUUCAAAUCAUGCCAUAAUUUAAGACUGACUUUCUCAGAAAACAGGGUACUGGGCUAUACUAUUCCUUGUCUCUAAGGUGGUUAUCCUUAUGUUGUUGUUUGUUUAUUUAUUUAGUUAUUUACCUUUAAUAUGUAUCUUUCACCUGAAACAUGGCUGUAGCUUUUAGAGUAAACCUUUACAGCUAAAGCUUGCAGCUUUCUCAGAUAUGUAAUAGAUGAACGCUGGAUGGUACCAAGUCAGCGACAAGGAAAAGUACAAUUCAGUACCCUUUUUUCCCCCCUGAGUGUGCAGGAUAUUAUGAGACGUGUGCUGCUUUCACACAAUAUUCUGAGAUAUUGUUAGAAUAUACACCUAGGUACAUCAUCCUGGAUAUGAACACUAUAUAAGUUGUAUAAAGAAUUGUAAAAAUGUAUAAUAUAUAAAUACUGGGACUUUUGCUGUGCAGUGUUUUUUUUGUUUUGUUUUGUUUUUUACUGUUUACUCAAACUUUUGGUGACUAUUAUCUUGUCCCGGAAACAGAUCUGAAUCCAAUCUAAGUGACAGCUUUUAAAAAGACUGCCUUAAUCUGUUGACCAAUCCAAUAAUGCUUAUUUAUUUAUUUAUUUAUUUAUUUAUUUAUUGUUACAGUUUUACAAAGUACAAAACUGUACCUUCUCUUGUCAGUUCGGGUUGUACACUUAUCUUUAAUAUCUUUAUCAUGUAACUUUCGUUUUAUGUUUAAAAAAGAUUGACUCUUUUAGUGUAAAGCGUUAAAAUGACGGUUGCAAUCAAAAUUAUUCAACCCCCAUUACAAAUCAGGUUUAUUGUCAAAAUUUACAGACUUUCAGCUGUUUACAAUGAACAAAUCAAACAAAAGCAAUUGAAAUAGUUCAACUCAACGAAUGUUUCAAGUGGUUUCCCCAAAUCUAACUGAAAAUACAACUUAUAAUGAUUUCUCCAUUCUCAAACUUAUUCAACACCUUCAUGGCAAGCACCUUUAAUAUUUAGUAGAGGAUGCUUUUGCUGUUAUGACCUGCUGCAAAUGAGAUGCAUAGCCAGACACCAGCUUCUGGCAGCAUUCCUGAGGAAUCUGAGCCCAUUCUUCAUGAGCAAUGGCCUCCAGUUCAGUAAUAUUCUUGGGUUUGCGUGCUGCAACCGCCUUCUUCAAAUCCCACCAGAGAUUUUCUAUGGAGUUCAAGUCAGGUAAAUGGUAAAUGGUCUGCACUUAUAUAGCGCUUUACACUGUGUCUCAUUCACCCAUUCACACACACACACCAAUGGUAGUAGAGCUGCCAUGCAAGGUGCUAACUUGCCAUCGGGAGCAACUCGGGGUUCAGUGUCUCGCCCAAGGACACCUCGGCAUGUAGAGUCACGUGGGCCGGGAAUCGAACCGUCGAUUAGUGGACAACCCGCUGUACCAUCCGAGCCACAGCCGCCCACCCACAGGUGACUGUGAUGGCCCUGUAGAAUCUUCCAGGACUUCUUCUACAAACAAGCCUUGGUGGAAUUUGAGUUAUGCUUGGGAUCACUGUCUUGUUGGAAGGUCCAAUGACACCCAAGAUUCAGCUUCCUCACAGACGGCAUGAUGUUUUCUAAUAGGAUUUCCUGAUACUUCAAUGAAUCCAUCUUCCCUUCCACACGCUGCAGGUUUCCAGUGCCAGUGGAUGCAAAGCAGCCCCAGAGCAUCACCGAGCCACCACCAUGCUUGACUAUGGACAGGGUGUUCUUUCUUCAUUCUUCUUCCUCCAGACAUACCGCUGAUCCAUCGUGCCAGGUAUUUAAAGUAUUUUCUGCCCCUAGCCAGUUCCGGUAUUUCAUGUGUUCCGACUCAAACACACCUGGUUCAACUAACGAAGCCCUUGAUUAGUUGCAUCAGGUGUUCUUGAGACAACACCUGUUUUGCAUAAUUGUGCUGUGGUGAGGGAUUCUGUUCAGGGGGUUGAAUGAUUUUAAGACUGGAGAAGUCAUUAGAAGUUGCAUUUUCAGUUGAAUUUGGGGAAACCACUUGAAGCAUUCGUUGUGUUGAACCAUUUCAAUUGCUUUUGUCUGAUUUGUUCAUUGCAAACAACUGAGUUUAAAUUUUGACAAUAAACCUGAUUUGCAAUGGGGUUGAAUGAGUUUGAUUGCAACUGUAUAUGCACCUUCUAAGUAAAAUAUACACACUAAGGUACUAAAGAUGUAUGCAGCGACAAAAAAUGGUACAACUUAGUACCUUUUUUCCUGAUAGUGCAGCUAAGAAUCAGGUUAAUUAAUGAUCACAGUAAUUUGAUCCAUCAUUUAUACCUUGUAUAGGUCACUGCUGGUGAUUUGGUUUUGUUUAGCAUGUCCGUAGUGUUGCUAUGUAAUGGAUAAACAAUACCACACCUAUCCAGUACAUUAGCUAAUGGCAGUCUGGUAAUACUCGACAGUCAAAUAUUCUAUAAAAAUGAAAGGCCAGGAUUUUAUCACUUUUAAUGUUGGAGGACAAAUCUUCACCACCAAGGUGUCAACCAUUAGAAGACAUCCACACUCAAGACUUGCUCGCAUGUUAGAUGACGCAGAUCCUGAAUUUAAAAUUGUAAACAGCCAAGUGUUUAUUGACAGAGACUGGGGGAUGUUUCGGUUUAUAAUGGAGUAUCUGAGAACCGGCCGAAUCACUUUAUCAGGUGAAUUUGAGACUGAUGCACUGCUGUGUGAGGCUGAAUUUUACAACAUCGGCGCACUUUCCGAUUUUCUGCGCAACAACUGUUAUGCGAAGAGCGAAAUUCUCGAGCUUCGCUUUGUCAUUCAAGAUGCUCAAAGUUUCUUUAGGGUGUUCAGUUCCAAGAGCACAACUCUUGAUGCACUGGCCUCAAGAAUAUCAGUGUUCAUCGAACAGCCCACAAAUCCUACUCAGAAUUUGAUGGAGCGUUUUCCAGUGCAUCGACCCUCACACCAUGACCUCGUUUUUCAAUGCGGUGCUGACUGCUCUGAUGGAAAACAGUUGUCUGCAAGGUAUGUCACCAUUGAGCCAGAUGCACGAAAACUCCUCAAUGCCACAAAUGUUCUUGGCCUGAUGGUGGACACGAUCCUGAGGGAGGGCUUUCGCUUAAUCAGCACCCGCACAGUUUCUCCAGAAGAGAAAAUUGAGUGUUACACCUUUGAGAGAAGGGGAACUCUUAAUAUUCUCAUCAAUGACCCCUAUAAAGCGGAUGUAUCACCUGUACCAAAACAAACAGAGAAAAGUACAAAAAAGGGCAAAUCACAUAAGUGAUUAAAUCAAUACUUGCCAUGCAUGUGUAAAAACCCCCAACAAAUAAAAAAACAAAAACAAAAAAAAAACAAGCCAUCAGCCGAAGUGAGAACCUGAGGCGAUUUGAGGUUUCCCAGAAGAUGGCGAUGCUGUGUUAUUUAGGGCAUGAUGCAUUUGUAAAAAAAAAAAAAAAAAAUUUGAUAACGGUUUAUUAUUUGAGACAAUAGUACCAUGUUUUAUACAAUAACCAGUAAUGUGUAUUAAAAAAAAAUUUUGAUGUCAUUUACUUAGACGGGUUACUAAUUUUUUUUUUUUUCAAAUCUUUCUAUUAUGUGCUAUUUUUAUGACCAGAAAGGCCUUUAAUGUUAUUCUUCAUAAUGUAGCCCUGUUAAUAUGGAUUAGUGUAUAUAUGAUUUAUAAUAUCUUAGUUGUAAUAUUUGAUCUGCACAGAGUAAGACAACCAAUUACAAACAAGUUCAUCUUUAUUUAAAUGUUAUUUUAUUUUCUUGCACAAUAAAUCAUCUGUACAACAAUUACAUCGCAAUCUGUCAUUGAACUAUGAAUCCACAGUAAUUAUUUAUGCCACAUAAAAGCUUAUGGACUUAGACAUGUCUGUAUGUAUACAUAUGCAAUAUACUUCUAAUCAAUUUUGAAUCCAGGUUCCUUGUACAAACAAAUGUCACGUUAACUAUUACAUUCUUUAUAACACUAGCAGUUAUCAGAGUGCUGAAGGAGGCCCGCUCAGACUUAAUAUUUCACGGUUGUUGGCAUGCUGUAGUGAGAGAUGACCUACCUCCCCUUUCCCCUCUCCGUGGCUGAGACUUGUGCAGCGCGAGCGGACGCAGAACCGAGUGGAGUGGACGGUAAACGG